AUGGCACUUUUUGUAGAUUUUAACUUUUCCAGUUCCACCACCGUGCUGGCUGCUGCUGUUCUCUUGCUUGUUCUUUAUCUCCUAUCUGUCAAUUACAUUUCUAAGGAAAGAGGGAAGGAACCCCCAGGACCGAGACCUCUGCCUCUGCUAGGCAACCUGUUGCAAAUUGACCUCAAGAGACCCUACAAAACUCUGCAUGAGCUUUCAAAGACAUAUGGGUCAGUAUUUACAGUUUAUUUAGGAACCAACAAGGUUGUGGUCUUGGCUGGGUACGAAGCAGUCAGAGAGGCACUGGUUAACUAUGCAGUGGAGUUUGGAGAGCGCAAUGUCUCCCCGAUAUUUAAGGACCUGAACAGAGGUCAUGGAAUUUUGUUUGCAAAUGGAGAAUCGUGGAAAGAGCUGAGACGUUUUGCCCUCGCCACCCUCAAAGACUUUGGGAUGGGCAAAAGACUUACUCAGGGUAAAAUCCUGGAGGAGUGUGGCUAUCUGAUUCAAGUGAUUGAAGAUCAUAAAGGAAAUGCUUUUGAUACAGCUCUUCCAAUAAAUUAUGCAACAGCCAACAUUAUCUCCUCUAUUGUGUUCGGAAGCAGAUUUGACUACGGUGACCCUGUAUUCAAGAACAUGGUGAAGCGAGCCAAUCAAACCAUAUGUGUCUCAGGUUCUGCAUCAGUCCAGCUUUUUAACAUGUUUCCUCGGCUGUUCGGUUGGAUAAAAAAUCGCCAGGUGGUGUUAAAAAAUGUUGAGAUGAAUGUCAGAGAUAUAAAGAAUUUAAUUAAGCAUCUGAAAGAGACUCUGGAGCCUGGACUGUGCCGAGGGCUUGUGGACUGUUUUCUGAUUCGGAAACAGAAAGAAGAAGACUCCUGUGUUUUGGAUACUCACUACAAUGAGGAGAACUUGACAUUCACAGUGAGCAACCUGUUUGCUGCUGGCACUGACACCACAGCAGCCACACUGAGAUGGGGUUUGCUGUUAAUGGCUAAAUACCCACACAUACAGGAGCAGGUCCACGAGGAGCUGAGCCGGGUAGUAGGAAGCCGACAAGUUUGUGUAGAUGACCGGAAAAACCUGCCGUACACUGAUGCAGUCAUUCACGAGACUCAGAGACUGGCGAAUAUUGUCCCCAUGUCUGUUCCUCACCAAACUAGCCAAGAUGUCACCUUCAAGGGAUACUUUAUCAAAAAGGGAACUAUUGUGUUUCCCCUUCUCACCUCUGUCCUGUAUGAUGAGAGUGAAUGGGAGAGCCCACACACUUUUAACCCUUCACAUUUUCUGGACAAAAAGGGUCAAUUUGUCAGGAGAGAUGCCUUCAUGCCCUUUUCUGCAGGUCGCAGGAUGUGUCUCGGAGAAGGUCUGGCUAAGAUGGAGCUCUUCCUCUUCUUCACCUCCCUCAUUCAGCGCUUUCGUUUCACUCCUCCACCUGGAAUCACAGAGGAUGAACUGGAUCUCACACCAGCUGUGGGAUUCACCACCCCUCCUUCAUCUCAUAUGCUGUGUGCUGUCAGUCGCCAGAAACAGAUGUCAGCAUUCUGAACAACAGACAAAGGCAGAUGUCAAGGAAACUGAUUUUUCUGACUACUUUUUAGUUUUACUCCCUACAGUUUCAAACAAAUAUCUGUACUUUCUACUUAUUACGUUUUCAAAACAAGCUCAUUACUUUGGCUGUAAUGCAUUCGGGGGGGAGUUAUUAUCUCGUCACUGCGGACCUUUGUUUGUUUAUUAAUCACCAGUGGAUAAAU
Maylandia zebra (zebra mbuna) is the source of this 1736-nucleotide messenger RNA. Its product is annotated as cytochrome P450 2K1. Gene Ontology annotation, biological process: xenobiotic metabolic process. Gene Ontology annotation, cellular component: cytoplasm; intracellular membrane-bounded organelle. The record is from RefSeq and is a predicted model, not a curated record. Gene Ontology annotation, molecular function: iron ion binding; oxidoreductase activity, acting on paired donors, with incorporation or reduction of molecular oxygen, reduced flavin or flavoprotein as one donor, and incorporation of one atom of oxygen; heme binding. Lineage: Eukaryota; Metazoa; Chordata; Actinopteri; Cichliformes; Cichlidae.